Molecule: messenger RNA, 1584 nt
Organism: Penaeus monodon (black tiger shrimp)
Lineage: Eukaryota; Metazoa; Arthropoda; Malacostraca; Decapoda; Penaeidae
Product: WSC domain-containing protein 1-like
Exons: 10
Coding region: 109-1092 (327 amino acids)
Source: RefSeq, a predicted model, not a curated record
GUGACGCUCGGGGACGCUGUGUGCUCGCGCCUCGGGGCUGGCUGGCGGUGGGUGCCGCGCUCUCUGCUCGCUUGCUUUAGUGCUAUAGUUGGUUGUUCUAAGAGCGGCAUGCGGAGGAGGAGAGUUGGUCUGCUUCUGCUGCUUCUGCUGGCGGGGUUCUCUGCUGUGAUGCGCGUACAAAGGCCUAGCAGUCUCCGUGAGGGGGGGGAGGCCUGCGACAGAGAAGGCGCGGUCGCUGCCAAGGAAGAACUUCAGGCAUUCGGCGAGAGGGAGGUCGAGCGGGAGAGCGAAGGACGGGUGUGGCGCCCCUGGGGGGUCUCGGGGGACAGGGACUGCGCGCGCCAUGAGACGAGGUUUGGCCGCGCCCUGCCCCGGGUCCUCCUACUGUCGUUCCCCUGCUCGGGCAACACUUGGCUCAGGUACCUGCUAGAGGGCGCCUCGGGCCUCUUCACCGCCUCCGAGUUCGCCGACGAGGAGCUCCUCAGGGCAGGGUUUCUGGGCGAGGGCGAAGACCCGGGCAGCGAGAGGACACUGGUGCAGAAGAGCCACGGCUCCGUCGACAAGUCGCGGCGGGACCUCGCGGGUCGCCACGAGGCGGUAGGACCAAGCACGCCGGCCGUUCUGCUGCUGCGGGACCCUCGCAGAGCAAUCAUCUCGUUCUGGAAGCUUCUCUCGCGGCCGGGGGACGGCAGACACACCGCCCAGUUGUCGCCACAGGAUUUUCAAAAUAAUGCUUUCCGAGGUCACGUAGAGCGUAUGACGUCACAGUGGGAGGAGCUUGCAACAGACCGCCUUCUGUGGAACUCCGCCCCCUUGCACGUGGUCCACUACGAGCGCCUCCUCGCGGAUCCGAUCGGCCACCUCAGGAGGAUCCUGCAUUUUCUCGGCGUGCCAGUCGACGAGGCGAGACUGAGGUGUCUGGCAACUCACCUCGAAGGCUCUUUCAAGCGCUCGGGUAACGAGGACUUCGACCCUUACACAGAAGAGGAGAAGAGGCGACUUUCCCUUGCCGUCCUGCGAGUGCAACGGCUCCUGAGGCUCAUGGACUACCCGGACCCGCCUCUCUACGAAUGGCAGGACGCUCUACCUUAGGCCUAUUCCUGCUCUUUUUUUUUUUUUUUUUUUUUUUUGGCCUAUAGUAAUUUUUCCCGUCUCUCCCUUUCUAUGGUGUAUCACUAUAAGGAGUCUUUACAAAUCUCAUUGAAUUCGAUUGUUAAGUUAGCCCGAGCUGGAAAUUUCUCAUAACCCGCCCUUCACAGUUGCCCUUCAUACCUCUGACUGGGUUGAGUUCUCAAUAAUUCUUAAAUGAAGCAUUCUGCAUGGUUUAUGAGAGAACCAAAGCAAAUUUUGUAUAUAUAUGUGUGUGUGUGUAACAAGCUGUUAUAACAGUAGUAGUAGUAUAUAUGAACAGUGCUUCCAUAAGAACAUAAACUUGAAUGAGGGUCAGAUCAAAGAUUCUGACGAAUAUACAUAAAUAUGAAAAAGGCCGGGGCAGUGUAACAGGCUGUUAUGUACAACAUAUGUAUAUGCUUUGUCCAGCGGUCUCCUGUGGGCACCUACUUCUUAAUAAAUGGAUAACCACAA